AGGGAGCUGAGACGCAGCGAUAAGGACUUGAGCUGAGAACCAGUGAAACGCGCCUAUGAAAGAACAAGAGAUCAUUUAAAUACUUGAAGUAUAGAAUUUGAAUGUUUUUGCACUUUCUAAGUUUUUUUCUUCCCCUCGGCAGUCAGUAGCAUCAACUUUGGAAUCUGAACCACAACUGAUUAGGACUCGAUAACUUUAUUUUAAAAAUUUGUUUAAUUUUCGUAUUGUUUUAUUUAUUGGUGUAUGCAUUUGAAUUUCGCUUGCUGUUAAAGCACAGAGAGCCUGUGCAAUCGCACACAGUGGCGCACGCUGACUGAUGCUGUACUUGUGAAUGGGCGGACUGGGUGCGAACUUGGGUUCAACAUUUUAUCUCAGCAUGUUUAAUGGGACUGAGGCAAUAAGUUUUGGCAAAGAAUCAGAAACCACUAGUCACCACCAUCACCACCACCACCACCACAGCAAGGAUCUCUCAGAGCUGAAGAUGGGAAUUCAAGACGCUAGAUUUUUCUAUCAGGACUCUAGCCCGACUGGACAGGAGCACAGUUCGCUACCUUACAGCCAGACUUUGACCGGAGUCGGGGGCCAAAGCGGUCGGUUUUUCACUUCGGCAGCCCUCAAUAACUGUCCCUACAACCCCAUACGGUCCCCAAGCGGAGGAGGCGGGGGACAGGUGUACACAAACCCGGGGAGCGACGUUUUCGCCUCUGCUGGGGGCGAAAUUUACCCCCCCAACAGGGAAGGGUAUUCUUCCAGCCCGUUUCACCACGGGUAUCCACGGGCGCCGCUGUAUCCCUUGCCCGGACUUCAAGUUUGUGGGACAACGCAGGCGGUUUUAAAUAACUACCCGCUAUGGGCGAAGUUUCAUAAGUAUCAGACUGAAAUGAUCAUCACUAAACAGGGACGGCGGAUGUUCCCUUUCCUGAGUUUCAACAUCACUGCUCUGGACCCUGCGUCCCAUUACAACGUAUAUGUGGACGUGGUUCUGGCGGAUCAGCACCACUGGCGCUACCAGGGAGGGAAGUGGGUCCAGUGUGGCAAGGCAGAGGGAAACAUGCCAGGUAACAGGAGUUACAUGCACCCCGACUCACCUAACUCAGGAGCGCACUGGAUGAGGCAGGAGAUCUCCUUCGGGAAACUCAAACUGACCAACAACAAGGGAGGCUCCAACAACACAGGGCAGAUGAUCGUGCUGCAGUCUCUACACAAGUACCAGCCUCGACUGCACAUUGUGGAAGUGAAGGAGGACGGCACCGAGGAGCCACACAUGACUUGCAAGACCCAGACCUUCUGCUUCCCGGAGACCCAGUUCAUCGCUGUCACUGCCUACCAGAACGCAGACAUCACACAGUUGAAAAUCGACCACAACCCCUUUGCUAAAGGAUUCCGGGACAACUUUGAGUCGAUGUACACACACGUUGAGAGUGACCGGCUAACCCCCUCCCCUCAGGAGGCCUCCAGCUGCCAGCAGCUCCUGUCCAGUGGGCGCUACCCCCAGCCGUACCUGUCCGAACCCUACCUGAGCCCCCUCCAACAGAGCCGAUACUACAGCCUCGAUCGGGCAACCGCGGGUCUCCCCGGGCAAGCCAAGGAGCCUGGUGUCGGCAGCAGCAGUCCACACAGCCGCUGGUACCUCCCAGGGCAGCAGACGCCCACCACGGCGAACCGGCUGGACUUCAGCUCCUACGAAUCCGACUAUGCCGCUAACGCCUUCGUCUCCUACAAACCCUUCCCCAUCCAGACCUCCGCGCACCACCCCCUGGGUUACUACCCGGAGCAUCCUUUUGGGUCGACCCCGGCUUCGGGGGCCUGGGGUUCCAGUCGGGCCACUUCCCAGUACCACCACCACCACCACAAACCCGGGCCCGGGCUCAGUUGGUUCAGACCGGCGCCAGCGGACCCCCGACCUCAUACCUCCGUGGUCCCGGAGCUCCAGCAGGGCCAGCCCUCUCUCCCUGCUGCCCUCCCACAGCAGGACAAGGCGAAGGAGGCCGGAGGGGAAGAUUCCUCCUGGUUGGAGCCCCCCUCGGUGAAGUCCGUAGACUCAGCCGAUUCGGGGCUGUACGAAGGGGCGGAGAGCAAGAAGAGGAGGGUGUCUCCGUACGCCUCAAGCACAGAGAGCUCUCCCCCAACCCGCGCAGGAGAGGCCUGUGAGAAGGACAGCAGCGAUGCUGGCUAUUACGGGUUUUACGCGAACUGAACGCAAAACCUGCCGCGGAAAUGAAUACCGAAACGUGCCGAGCCAGGACGCCGAAUUUCAAAUAACACCCGUAGAUUGGGAUGGUCCUUUUUGGGUUAUGUAAAAAAAAAAAUUUUAAAUUAAAGACUAUAUAUGGGUGCCCUGAACUCUCUCUCUCACAAACGCUGUUUCUGUUGCCAGGCCUUUUGGCCUUGUCAAUCAUACACAUCGGAAGUUGGUCCUAAAACACUGUGGGAAGUGUAAGCAGAAUUAAAUGGUACCAUGUUAGUCUUGCAGGCGACAUGGUUGUAGCACACUUAAAAACGAGAAGUAUUGGGAGCUCCCCUACGCCCUCUAGAACUGGCUUUCCCAUUGCAUGUUAGUGACCCCUGCUGGUUGAAUAUAUAUUCCCACACACAUUAAAAUCCACUCAGUUAUUCCUUCAGUGCUCACAAACUACCUUGCCAACUCUAGUGCCUACAGCAUCUGUUUCAGCAGGGCUAUGUGGAAACUAAACUAGAGCACACAUUCUAAGGUUGUUAUGGUUACCAAGGAGGGAGUUAUUUCACCAAAAUCUGAAGAAUUCUUGAAUUUGUAGUUCCCAAGGUGCAUUGGCUAUGGAGUCGAGUCAAAAAGCAGAAAUUAACAUUUAAACCUGUGUCAAUGAAAAAAAAAAAAAGCUAUAUAUAUAUCUAUGUUGUUUUGUGUAAAUACCGGUACUGCAAAUGAAAUGUUAAACUUUAUAUAUGUUUUUUUUUUUUUUUUUUUUUUUUUACAGUUAGAACCAGUGAAUUAGUGAUUUUAUUUUUUUGUAAUUGUAUUUAUAUUUAUUUUUUUAAACAGAUCUUUCAGGUUUAUAACCAGCCAGAAUCUGAAUGUGAUAGACCGGUUACCGACCCAAAACACAAGCAGCAAACGAAAAUUAUUCAAAACCUUUGUCGACGAGUCUACCAAUACGACUGGCUGUUUUAUACUUUUGCUGUUUAGAAGCACUGGGGUGAGCAGGGAACUGUUUUUGAUUGUUGUGCCUCUAACAAUCGAGCGGGGUGGGGCGGGGUGGGUACACCUCUACUGCAUAGUCUGCAGCUCAUUUCACCAUUACUGUUUGAACUUUCCGAUUAAACAGACAUAAGAAUAAAAGGCGUGGGUUUCAAAGGGAGUUUGCAGUAUGCACAAUCCAAUCAUUCCUGGUGCUGUGACGUGAUGCAUAAUGGCAUGGAGUAAAUUAUAAUAGAUUUAAGUGCAAUUGCAGGGUGGGUGAUAUAUAUAUUUUUUAAGAGGGACAAUGAAAUGCUUUUUUUUUUUCUUGUGUUAAUACAUUUUGGAAAUGCAGACAUUUCAACUGCACAAGUGUCAAUCGGACCACGUGACCUACAGCACAGGAAGUGAUACGGUCACACAUGCUAAUGAAAUCUAAGAAAAAGAAUUUUACAACUUUGGUUAUAUCGGCCCUUUAUAAAGCUGGGGAAAUGAUUUUGCCUCUUCAGUUUUAAAUUCCACUUUCAAGUAAACCGAAUUGUUUUUUUUGUUUUUUUAGGCUGGUUAUAGCAUUUUUGUAAAUAUUUCUGUUCCCUCAUUGCGCCAAUAUCAAAUGUAUAUCAAAUACAUUUUUUUCUGGUAUUUAAUUUAAUGCCUAUUAUGUGUGUUCUGUAUGAUAUGUUAAUGUUUCUGCUCAUAUCAUUAUUUACCAGGCUUAAUUAUCCCAGCAAAAGUUGCUACUGUAUUUAAAAAAAGGCUGGGGAAGACCAUUAGUGACGCGCAGUGCACCGACGCCCAUAACACCUGCACUGAAGCCUGCGCACCAUUGAUAUUCUUCCCCAAGGUCUACCUUUUUAGAUGCAAUUGUAUCUGUAAUACUUAAGCACGGUAGAUACCGAUCGAAGCAGAAAUAUUAUGAGAAAAAAAAAUGAGAAAAAAAAGUUAUAAAAAAUAUUAUUUUGAAUAUAUGAUUUAUGGUACAAGGAAAAGAUUUAUUUAUUUAAAGCUGGCUCUACAUUGUGAAACUGUGCAGUGUCUUUUUUUUUUUUUUUUUGAAAUAAACAACUUAAUAAAUAACAGCGUCGC
Molecule: messenger RNA, 4240 nt
Organism: Acipenser ruthenus (sterlet)
Lineage: Eukaryota; Metazoa; Chordata; Actinopteri; Acipenseriformes; Acipenseridae
Product: eomesodermin-like
Exons: 6
Coding region: 332-2197 (621 amino acids)
Biological process (GO): cell fate specification; positive regulation of DNA-templated transcription; lymphocyte migration
Cellular component (GO): nucleus
Molecular function (GO): DNA-binding transcription factor activity, RNA polymerase II-specific; RNA polymerase II cis-regulatory region sequence-specific DNA binding
Source: RefSeq, a predicted model, not a curated record